AUUCGGACGCUCCAGAGUGAGUCAACCUCGUUUGGGUGCGGACGCUUUUCGAUUCAGUUCAAACGUCGGAGUACUAGAAGUUCAUCUGCGUAAGCUCUGGUUCCGAAAGUGCUGUGUUCCGUUCUGAGCUGACAGCCUGUGCUGUCCUUGUUCUUGCCUUGUUCACAUUUCGUACGUGUCCUCCUCCGCUUGCACUUUCGUCGGACGCGCAUCCACAGGGUGAAUACCGCAGUCGAGGCGGAAACGCACUCCAAGAAGUCUCAAGCUCCAGUUGUUUGGCGGGUGUUGCGUUCCCAGCCUGCCUGGCUGAGCGGUUUAUCCGAUACUGGCUGUCGCGCUGUCCUCCGACAGUCUACAACAGCAGAAGCUGCAGCAGCGGACAUACUAGUAAUACAGCGAACAGAAGGACUAGCCCACCUACAACUAAGCAGUCGCGUCCUCGUUUCAAGUCAAGUUGAACCUGUGUAGUUUGUACCAAGAUAGAAUCAGUUUGUGGGUGAACACGAGCAGCAAAGAUGAGCCGAGCGGUAGCAUCUAACUCAGAGAGUGACAGUGAGUCUGACUCUGGUUGCGGCGGCAGCACUGGCAGCAGCACUCCAUCGCUUGGUAUUGUGCCGCUCAGCAGCGACAAGGGCGUGGGAACUGGCUGCCCACCGUGCCUGUUCCGCAAGCCAGCGGACAUCAGUGCUGUGCAGAAUGGUGCUUCGGCUGGAUUUGAUCUCAGCAGUGUGGAGCUGGUCUGGUCGGAACAACCAAGUGAGUACCAUCGAGCCAGAUACCCUAAAGAACUAUCAAAGCGUGGCAACUGCCGAGGUGCCAUUGAAGGCCGAGAGCGAGGUGUGCCCACCAUACAGCUACGUGGUCUCCUUGAGCAAGCACAGUGCCCUCCUGAGAUUGACCUAGUGGUGUAUGUGUGCCUGCCGGAUGGUCGUCGUCACCCUUUCUUCUAUUGCUUGACGGCUGGCCGAGAUGCUCCAGCGUCAUGCCAGGCGGUGCAGUUGGACGACAAGACGCAUGCUCUGCGUUUGAAGGUCCGUGCCGAGGACAACUUUGUGUGCCCACUGAAGCAUGUUGGAAUCGUGCGCCUUCGCCAAGAGUUGCUUGACACUGAAAAACUAGGAAUCACUGCGGAGCAAGGAAGCAGCUUGUUAGACGAGUCUUCAAGCUGCAGCAAGCCACCACGCGGUCCUGUAAGCCGUGGAAAACAUAACAAAGCCAAGCCCGAGAUCUCGCCAAGCCACAACAAUUACUUUCGGCUGUGUGUCGUUGCAAAUAUUGAGAAUGGCGAUGGAUCUUACUUGGUCUCAAUGUCAGAAUCCAUCAAAUGCGUGAGCUCAACGCAGUUGGUGCAGAAUCCACACGUCACUCAAAUCUUGUCUGCCAGCCAGUCACUGAUCAUCGAGGACACGGAUGCUGCCAAGAAGCCCCAGUCGCAGCCAGAGCUGUAUGUGUUCGGCAAGGACUUUGCGUCGAAUACGCGGUUCCGUGUCUUCCAACGCCUACCUGAUGGUCAGGUAUGGAAGUCAAUGCUAGCAGCUAAGGAUUUCAGCUGGCUCUGUGGCCAUCACUGUUGUGUGAAGUUGACAAUGCCAACACCACCACCGCAGCUGAUUGGCAGUGAGGUGUUGAUGGAUGCCGUGAUCCACACAGAAAAGUCUCCCUGUUCCGAUGCGCCACUAAACUGGAAGGACGCCACCCGCUUCAACUACCCAUCAGGUCCCUGGACUCGCUCGUUUUCCGACUCGGAAUUGUUCACCGAGGUAUUGAAUGUGCCGAAAGCAAAGACCGUCCCUAAAGCAAAGCAUGUCCCUAAAACAAGCAACGCCUAUCCUUACACCAAGCCGGUGAAGCGAACCCGAGAUGUCGCCAAUGGUGAUGACGGCCGCAUGCCCGAUGGUGAUGAGAAACGAGUCAAAUCAUCGAACCCAGCUAGCCGCCCACAGAAGGCAUCAGAGACAAACGGCGCAGCUGCAGCCAAAGGCCCCAAGAACCCGGGCAGUGGAAAGAAGCAGCAGCAGCAGCAGCCACAGCCUCGCCAGACCAACAGCAUUCUGGACGGCAUGCAAGAUCAAUCUCUAGUCCGAGCCUGGCAGGUUCUGCAGGAAAAGGUUGAGAAUGCCACACAGUUGACAGUGGGCGGUCAAACUGCUCUGCCAGAUUGUAGCAACGCUACUAUGGGUACUGCUGCUGCUGCUGCUGUUGCCUCUGUCACAGCCAGCAGUACUAACAGCUCUCGUGCCUUUGACAUUGACAACCUGUGCAAUUGGAGCACAGCCACAAGUUGUUCCAGUCUUGAUAACAUGCCUGCUACAUCGCUUCCAAUUCUAGAUGCAAGUGCCAACCAGCUCAUCCUGCAACAGCAGCAGCGGCAGCAGCAGUUGCUACAGGCUGUCUUCGAUGAGCGCCUGCAGCAAUUCCAAGGCCUGAGAGAGUCCAGCUAUGAUGCCAAGCAGGGAGUUCCCUUCUCCAGUAUAGACAUGUUUGAGCUGCCCUCUCCCACAUCAGCUUCCAUGACUUCAUCAUCCUCCUGUCCACAGUCUCCAGAGAGUUUGCUCUGUAGCAUGGACUCAGGCGUUCCGUCGUUGGAUUUCACUGGCUCAUCAGUAUCCAUUGCGGACAGCUUGUGUGCAGCGUUCUCACCGCUGUCCAAUGCCAGCUUUGACACCGGAUCAUCUUCACCGCCCCUCGCCACUGCUGCACACCCAGCAGCAGUCUCAGCUCAACAGCCGCCGCCGGAUCUGCCAUUGUUUUGCAGCAUGGACAAACUGCCCGGCUUCGCCAUGGUUUCAGCCGACUUUGGACCAUCCAGCGUGAGUGACCUGAUGAACAUUCCGUUCUCAGCCUUUCCUCAAUCGACAACGGGAAGGAACCUUGUUGACCAAUUUGUCUCUCUAGACGGCGGCCUGUGCAACCGCAGCAGCAGCCUGCGUCAACAGCAGCAUGCUGCAGCAGCAUACAUCAACACUUCAAACCAGGGCACUGCGGCUUCUGCCAGCAGUGUCUUCUAAACCCAACCGGCAGCUAAAUAAUGUUACGUUAGACUUGCAGUAGUUGAAUGAUGAUCGGACAUGCAAUUGACAGAAGUAACCGACUUCUAGCUUAGCUGUAGAGUAAUAUUUCCCCAUGCAUCUAAUUUGAAACCCCCCAGGUGGCCAUGCUUUCCAGCAUAGGUCACCACUUCUGGCUUUUGUAAAGCUUCACUCUCUUUGUUGACAUGCCUCGAUCAAUGGGGUGCCUGCUUUGACAGGUGGUUAACUGUGUCAGUUAUGAUCAAGUUCGACCUCUAUUGGUUACUUACUGUUAAAAAAUAGAUAAUUUCCCGGUUCUGUAAAGUGAGCUAGUUAAGCAGCAAGCUUUAUACUUUGUACAUUGUAUCAUUAGCAGCAACAAUAGUGUAAUAAUGAGAGAUAGUGCAAGUGUAGGCUGACAGAGCGCAAUGCAUUGUAUCAGCUGUUCGAUUAUGAUGAGCAGCUCAAUCCGACUGCUGAAGUCGUGGCCAUACCUGCAGAUAUCUCUUUCUGUUCAUUUGGUUAGCAGAAAGCUGAUUCACAUAUACAUAAAUAAUACGACCGCACAUUUAGAUGCUGGUUAGCAUAACGUUACAUGCCUGUGUUUGGUAAUUGUUGUCUUGCAUCGAAUUGCUUCAUUUUUCUUUCUCAAGCUCUUGCAUUAAUGGUUUCAUUUCUGCUUCCAUGAUAUUCCUGUACAUCAUCAUGUAUUAGAAAUACUGGGUACACAAUGACACUAAGCUAUAAGCAGUACUCCGCUUGCCUUUGUAUCAUCUACACUUGCAGUCGCAUUACGCUACCCAGUGCUAAGUCUGCUGAUGAGCGGAUGCUCAGCGCUUACACGGUGUAGAUGCAGAACGGUUAGCAUGAACUGACAGUCUGUGAACUAGAUCAGUGUAAUUAUGUACUGCACUACUCCGCAUUAUUCCAUUACCCCUUUAUCAUCAUACUCAUCAUCAUCAUCAUCAUAGUUACCAUUAGCAAUCAUCUUCUCCCCGCCUGUUGA
Sycon ciliatum is the source of this 4014-nucleotide messenger RNA. RefSeq lists its product as uncharacterized. NCBI's taxonomy places the organism in Eukaryota, Metazoa, Porifera, Calcarea, Leucosolenida, Sycettidae. Gene Ontology annotation, biological process: regulation of DNA-templated transcription. Gene Ontology annotation, molecular function: DNA binding; DNA-binding transcription factor activity. The record is from RefSeq and is a predicted model, not a curated record. The coding region runs from base 516 to 3008 and encodes 830 amino acids. The transcript has 11 exons.